UCGCCGAGGGCGCAUUGGGACACGCCAGCUUUCCUUGCAUUCCGGGUCAUACACACAAACAGCAUAUUAUAUACUCUUAAGGGUUAAUUCUUAAUUGGCUGCUGAUAGCCUUUAACAUUUUUGAAAAUAUCAAAGUAACAUCUGGAGUCUUUGAGCGCAGACCACACCUUUGCAAACAUCAACCAGGGCGCACAGAACAAUGUCAAGUAGUUGGGCCGCAUCUCUUGGUAAGAAGCAGUAUUACCGUUAGGUGGGAAUGUGUCUUAGGAAAGAGUCAGCCGUCCCACCUGUUCUUGGCUCCUUAAUACUCUUAUAUUGCUUUCAUCAGUAAAAAAACAUUCCGACCACCCCCGAAUGUCUUCAUCCCAUUCUGUACCCACUGGGCGGGAAAGCUUCUGGAGCAUUGGUUAAACUGCCUGUUGGAGGUCCCUCUUGUAAUGUGGGGCCUUCUAUGUUUCAGGGCUUGGGCUUGGAGGAAGCUGACAGUGGACCCAAGGAUUACAGGACUGGAGUUAGUUGUAUGGGACCUACUGCCCAGAAACAUUCCUCUCCUGGAGGCUUAGGACAGGUUGCUGUCCACCCAAAGGUCCAUGGCAGUUUCAAGGGACUCUAUUUGUGGGGAAGGUGUGAGUUUCAUCCAGGAGGGAGAGAGAAGUAUCUUACUUGGCUUCGCCUGCUUUUUGUGACUCUUAAAAGUUGCAUUUCAUCCCUUGAGAUGAUGUAGUGUAGUUCCUUUGGAUUCUUCAAAGCCUCAGCCUCUCAUGGUUUCUCAGUUAGCCCCGAGUUCACAGACGGGAGAACUGCAGCCUGGAGGCAUCUGCUGACCCAGCCAGGUUCAGCUGAAUGAGGAGUCCAGCUAGCUCCCACUCCAGGUUUCCCAUGAUUCCGGAUUCUGAGCCUUGGAGAAACCUGUUGCCCUCAAAUCUAGUGGUUGCAGCUUUUCGGACGUAUGCCACCGAUUAUAAAAUGGUAACCUCCAACACAAGCUCUGGAAACGUAAGCAUUGAAAAGAUCCCCAUUGGCACUGAGAUCGAAGGGAUGAACAUUUUGGGAUUGGUCCUUUUUGCCCUGGUGUUAGGAGUGGCCCUAAAGAAACUAGGCUCAGAAGGAGAAGAGCUCAUCCGUUUCUUCAAUGCCUUCAAUGACGCGACGAUGGUGCUGGUGUCCUGGAUUAUGUGGUAUGUACCUGUGGGCAUCAUGUUCCUGGUUGGAAGCAAGAUUGUGGAAAUGAAGGACAUCGUCGUGCUGGUGACCAGCCUGGGCAAAUACAUCUUUGCAUCUAUUCUAGGCCAUUUCAUUCAUGGAGGAAUUGUUCUGCCACUUAUUUAUUUUGUUUUUACACGAAAAAACCCAUUCAGAUUUCUCCUGGGCCUCCUCACGCCAUUUGCAACAGCAUUUGCCACCUGCUCCAGCUCAGCGACCCUUCCCUCCAUGAUCAAGUGCAUCGAAGAAAACAACGGUGUCGAUAAGAGGAUCAGCAGGUUCAUUCUCCCCAUCGGGGCCACUGUGAACAUGGACGGUGCGGCCAUUUUCCAGUGCGUGGCCGCGGUGUUCAUUGCCCAGCUGAACAACGUACAGCUCAACGCAGGGCAGAUUUUCACCAUUCUAGUGACCGCCACAGCGUCCAGUGUUGGAGCAGCAGGCGUGCCAGCUGGAGGGGUCCUCACCAUCGCCAUUAUCCUGGAGGCCAUCGGGCUGCCCACUCAUGACCUGUCUCUGAUCCUGGCCGUGGACUGGAUUGUGGACCGCACCACCACCGUGGUGAACGUGGAAGGGGAUGCCGUGGGUGCAGGCAUUCUCCAUCACCUGAACCAGAAGGCCAUGAAGAAAGGAGAGCAGGAACUGAGCGAGGUGAAAGUGGAAGCCCUCCCCAACAGCAAGUCGGAAGAAGAGACGUCCCCUCUGGUGACUCACCAGAACCCCGCUGGCCCUGCAUCCACCGCCUCAGAACUGGAAUCCAAGGAGUCAGUUCUGUGAUGGGGGCUGGGUUUCGGGCUUGCCUGCCAGCAGGGGCACCCCACCCUGUCAGUCCAGCCACUGGACAUGGGCCACUGCCCUCGCCAACUUGAACCUCCUGAGCAAUGCUUUGGCCCAGUGACCAGUUCGAGGAUGAUCUGGCAUUGGGCUUCCCCAUGGAACUGGUUACCGAGGACCAGGACACUCUGUCAUUUGGCUUGAUCCAUGCCCAGCUGCAACCGUGUUAACACUGAGGAUCUGUUUGGAAACACACCAUUGAGCUGCCAGGCACUGGGAAACAAUGGACUCACGGGGACCUGGUGGUUCAGGCUUGUGAAAAUGCUGGUGUAUUCUUCUUUGCACCCAGCCAGCUCUGCAUUGGGUGCUUUCUGGGCAAACCGAGGGCUUUCACUGUCAUCUGUUGCAUUGCCUCGUGAGCGGUAGUAAUAGGAAAAAUUCCCAAAUUCUUAGCCUUGGCUGGAAUGCGCUGGGCUGGCACUGGAAGUGUUUUCAAGAGUCUGUACUACAACAAGGUGGGGGUUGGCUUCUGAUUCUCUAGUUGCUGGAGGCAGACUGUACAGAUGGGUGUUAGCAUGCUUGGGUCCCUGACCAUUGGUAUUAAGUGAACAAUGUAAAUUCUGAGGUCACAGAAGGGUGAGGGAGUGCAGCUUGCAGGGGGAAGGGAAGUACCCGAAACAGGAAUGGAAGUAUGUACACAAUUGUCCCCCCUCUCUAUGCAGCCCUGGGCCUCUGACAACGCUGUAGCUUUAUCUCCAGCAACUCUGAUUUGGCGACGGGCCAGAGCAAGAUUGCCUCUGGGGAGGUGUGAUGUGAUCAUCACAUUCAGCACCCUCGUUGGCUGAUCAGUGCAUUAUUUUACUUCAGCUAGGCCCUCCUUACAAUGCUUCAUUGCAGCAAAGGCAAACAAAAAGCAAACACCACAAAAACAACCACCACCCCACUAAUUGAGGUGGGGGCGUCUCCACUCCCAGGACCCCUGGCUUUGGCUAAUUUCCAUAGAACUUAAACCCUCCGUUCCUGCCAGUGCAUCAAAGUUCAAAAUUUUAAGCGCAAUGGUCCACAUUCCUCCAGUUACCUGCUGACUUGGUCUCAGUCUAGAUGAGUUGUUUCGUGGAGAAGACCGUGUAUUUCCAGUGGGAGAGAAGACCAAAAAGGCAGUACCGCUGUCUUACUGUGGCUCUUGGUGUGACCUGCAGCAAGUCCUGGGGCCUCACUUUACCCCAUUUGUAAAAUGGGGCUAAUGUCACCGGCCUCCUGCCUACCUCAGAGGGAUUUGGUGGGGCAAACUGAGUGAAUCUGUGCAAAUGACUGUUUCGCUUCGCGUAUAUCAAGUGCUGAUAGUACCCAUGGACUCUUAUUUUUUUCUACCCAAGUGGCAACAUUGCUGCAUGGAGGCCUCAUGUGCGUGGGCAGCCAGCUUUCAUGAGCAGGAGCUUGUUCUCUGUGUACGUUGGCAGACUUUUAUCAUGUCACUUGUUUAUGCAGUGGUUUUAUAGCAUCUAAUAUAGCCCCUCCUGAUGUUCUUCAAAUUUUAAUGAAUUAAGUACCCCACCUUCCACCACAUUCCUGGGUACCCAACUUCACCGUGACUCCCAGCCCCAGGCACUGUUCCUGCUACCCCACAACAGGCCAUUAAGGUCCCCAGAUUUUCAGCCUCAUUCAUCCCCUUUUCCCAGUUGCUGUGAGUCACCCAGGCCCUAAGAAGGGGCAUACACCAUUGCGAUGAAAUGGGUGGCUGGGUCAGAGACCACCGGCCUCUCCCCAUUUUAAAACUGGGGGCCUGUGCCUGAGCAGAAGGAAUGGGAAGGAGCCCUGCUGGGCACAGAGCUAACCUUGGCUGUGAGAAGCCCAGCAGUAGACCAGCUAAGCCACUCCAGUGUCCUGUUAAGCCAGGAGGAAAUGGGAAUUGAGCUGAGAGGUGCCUGCAAACUUUUGCCCUCUGGUUGGAGCUUGUUGCUAACACGCUUCUGUUCUCAAAGGGAAAACAAUCACAUUUGGUUUGAUUCCAAAACUGCAAGUGAACCUUCACUAUUUUUCAGGCUUCGGUACAGCUUCUCCUUCCUUCUUCCAUAUAGAGUUAGCGCCAAUACAAGGAAGUUUGAGUCUGGAUAGAGGUGAACAAAACACUGCAUGUUGUAUGGCUUUGCCAUCCUGAUUUUACCGUAUCAACAGAUGAAGUUCUCAAUGGGAGGGAGUUCAAGCUGGUAGAUAGCACAGUGACAGCGUUCUACAUCUUGUAGCUGGAAAUGUGGGAAGAAGCAUGCUGGGGUCUAGGGAAGGUGCUUCUGUAUAAAAUUCAGACAAUCAGUCCCCUUCCCCUUGGAGACGAGAAGAGGAGGGAGAAGAUACCCUUUCUCUCUGUUUUCCAGGAGCCAUGUCCACAAGAGGAGCUGGCAGACCAGGAGUCACCCAACUGGGGAAACUCUCACUUUCUCAUUAUCUGAACAUGUCCCCCUCUGCUAUUCUUUCUAACAUGUCAUAAAUGCUGUUCAAACACUGUUCAUCUCCGACUGUUUCGUAUGUGUGACAUUUGCCUUAAAACAUAGCAGAGUCCUCAAACAUGAAUACAGUAUUUCUA
This is a messenger RNA of Trichechus manatus latirostris (Florida manatee), 4555 nucleotides long. RefSeq names its product solute carrier family 1 member 4 (gene SLC1A4). Gene Ontology annotation, molecular function: symporter activity; L-threonine transmembrane transporter activity; L-alanine transmembrane transporter activity. The record is from RefSeq and is a predicted model, not a curated record. The transcript is spliced from 8 exons. The coding region runs from base 844 to 1977 and encodes 377 amino acids. Gene Ontology annotation, cellular component: plasma membrane. NCBI's taxonomy places the organism in Eukaryota, Metazoa, Chordata, Mammalia, Sirenia, Trichechidae. Gene Ontology annotation, biological process: L-serine transport; L-glutamate transmembrane transport.